Penicillium cosmopolitanum is the source of this 1578-nucleotide messenger RNA. RefSeq lists its product as uncharacterized. Bases 1 to 1578 code for a protein of 525 amino acids. The transcript is spliced from 8 exons. NCBI's taxonomy places the organism in Eukaryota, Fungi, Ascomycota, Eurotiomycetes, Eurotiales, Aspergillaceae. Gene Ontology annotation, cellular component: membrane. Gene Ontology annotation, biological process: transmembrane transport. Gene Ontology annotation, molecular function: transmembrane transporter activity. The record is from RefSeq and is a predicted model, not a curated record.
AUGACUGUUGAUCAAGUUUCACCCAGCGAUGAGUCCAAGGGCACCGGUAUUACGGCCGAAGCAGCCGUCAAGGCAAUCAAAGCUGGACGAAAAAAAGAUGUGGAUAUUGCUGCACAGAUCGUGAGCGACUAUGCCGAUCAAAUGGAUGGGGAAACUUGGUCGGUGGAGGAAGAAAGACGAUUGAUCCGCAGAAUUGAUUGGAGACUCAUACCCACCCUAUUUGUUUGCGCAACGCUAUCAGGGCUCGACAAAACCGCCAUCUCAGCGGCGGCAAUUUACAACAUCAAAACGGAUCUCAAUCUUUCUGGAGAUCAGUAUUCGUGGAUUGGAUCUGCUCCGUUCUUUGGUGGAUUGGUUUUUAUGGGUCCCUUGGCUUACUGCUUGCAAAACUUAAAAUCAGUAUCUGACUGGCUUAGGGUCCCUGCCGUGCCAUUCUUCGCUUUCAAUGUUCUCUGUUGGGGAAUUUUGGAGAUGUGCAUGGCGGCAUGCACCAGCUUUGGAGGCCUAUUUGCAUGCAGAUUCCUUCUCGGUGGUUUCGAAUCGCUGUUAAUCCCGGCAGUUACAUUGGUUGUUUCUAUGUGGUAUCGACCGGAAGAGCAGCCAAAGAGAAAUAGUAUAAUCCUUAAUGUGGUCGCUCCAAUUAUCAAUGGUUUUGUCGCAUGGGUUGUUGGAUACUACGAUGGUCCAUUUAAGACGUGGAAAAUCAUUUUCCUUCUAGUCGGGGCACUAACCGUUGUUACAUCAGUGGUCGUCUAUCUUGUUUUACCGAACAACCCCUAUGAAGCCAAGUUUCUGACCAGUCGUGAAAAGUACAUUGUGAUUCAACGCAAGGCAUCCGAUAACACUGGUAUCGAGUCAAAGACUUUCAAGGUUGAACAAGUCUGGGAGGCUAUUUGGGACAUAAAAACUUGGCUGAUUUGGAUUGCAAUCGUUGCCUUGCAGAACCAAAUAUUCUGUGCUAAAUUUAUGAAGGUGCCUAAUGGUGGAUUGACGACUUUCAAUACCCUCAUAAUCUCUGGUCUCGGUUUCGAUUCUUUUCAGACCUCGCUUCUUGCUAUGCCCCCCGGGGCCAUGAGUACUUUGUCUGGAAUAGGUCUAUCAUAUUUAGCAGCGACCACAAGACGGUAUCGCACACUUAUUGUGACAGUCUCUAUUUUGCUCCCGCUUUUUGGUGCUGUGCUGUGCUAUGCUCUACCCCGAACGAACCUUCCAGGUCAGCUAGUUGGGCUAUACACAUAUUGGGCCCCAUAUAUCACUCUAGUUUCGGUUUAUCAGGCUAAUAUUGCUGGUCAUACGAAGAAGAUCGUUCUAUAUGCGUGGUUCUAUAUUGCUUGGGCCACUGGAAACAUCAUAGGACCCCAAACCUUCCGUGCGGAUCAAGCCCCAGAAUACACUGGCGGAACUGUGGCAAUGAUCAUUUGCUAUAUUAUUGCAAUGUUCGCCAUUACAUCUUAUGGGAUAAUCUGUCAAUUCGGCAACAAGAAGCGCGCAGAGGCGAUUGAGAGUCGGAUGGCUGUUGAUCAAGACUGGUUGGAUCUGACGGAUAAGGAGAAUGAGGGAUUCAAGUACACGACAUGA